Sabethes cyaneus is the source of this 3466-nucleotide messenger RNA. RefSeq names its product ATP-binding cassette sub-family G member 1. Gene Ontology annotation, cellular component: plasma membrane. The transcript is spliced from 10 exons. The record is from RefSeq and is a predicted model, not a curated record. Bases 616 to 2814 code for a protein of 732 amino acids. Gene Ontology annotation, molecular function: ATP binding; ATP hydrolysis activity; ABC-type transporter activity. NCBI's taxonomy places the organism in Eukaryota, Metazoa, Arthropoda, Insecta, Diptera, Culicidae.
GUUGCUUUUUUGCGUUUCGUAUGGUUCUCGGAUUCUGAUAGUGUUUUGCGGUUGCGAUUAGUGUUGUUUUGUUUUUUUUAGAAACAUUUCACGAUGAUCAUAAUUUAUUUUGCCUCUCGAUCGUGCUUAAUCCGGCUUAAUUGAUGUGCAAAAUAUGAUUCUGGUUUCGAAGCCAAUGUACGAUAUUGAAAUGUUUGUUUUAUUGUUGAUGGUGAAGCAGAUGAAGAAGAACUAAGGAAAAACGGUGCAUGUCGUGAAGGGCUGAAUUGAGUGGGUUUGUGAUUGUGAACUGAAGCUUGUGUUUAUAUACCUGGUUCAUCUGAAAGGCUGUCUGUCAAGCCAUACGCAGUUUACUGUUAGAAGAUUCAACCGAUAGUGUGAAAUAGGUUGUGUUGUUCACAAUACAAAAACAAAUUCUUUGCCGCUUCUCUCACGUUUAAUCGCAUUUGGGAGGCUUAGAGAGCCCCGGUACGGUAGCGGAAACAAUGCACUGCUCGCUGUAAUUCUCACAGCAUUUACCGAACGUCCUAAGGUGCGGGUGAUUUCGUGAUCAGAUAGGCAAGCUCAUCUUCCUCGGGCUGCGGUCGUGCGUGAAAUUGACGAAAAUUAACCAUAAUGACCAUCCAGCAGUCAUCGGGCCAGCUCGCCAUGGUAGGCAUACCGAUCAGUUCUGCUUCGACCGUUCCGCCGUCCACAGGAACUACUACUACUACUAAUACUGGUACUGGUACUGGUACCGGUGGCACAUCUACGUUCAGUUGCUGUCCGGCAAACGGCGAAAGUUCUUCCAUCGGUGAGGAUUCCAUCGAAAUGAGCGACAGUCAGGGAAACAACAAUACGGUUUACCAUAACGGAAUGUUCGAGGGGGACGAUUAUCGUUUUCCCAAGCGACCUCCGGUCGAUAUUGACUUUCGGGACAUCCGGUACACGGUGAAACGGUUCAACGUGACGAAGGUGAAGUUCGAAAGUAAAGACAUACUUCACGGUCUCAAUGGGUCGUUCAGUUCCGGGGAAAUUACCGCAAUUAUGGGUCCAUCGGGAGCUGGAAAAAGCACGCUGCUUAACAUACUGGCCGGUUACGUCUCAUCCGGUGUCAGUGGUCUGGUGCAGGUGAACGGCAAAAACCGAUCGCACAAUUCGCAAAGCUUCAAAAAGCUCUCCUGCUACAUCCAGCAGCACGAUGCGCUGCGUCCGUGGCUCACGGUGAACGAAGCGAUGAGCUGUGCCACCCACCUGAAGCUGGGCUUCAGCAUCAGCUACGAGGAAAAGCAAAAGCUAAUCCAGAAGAUCCUCUUCAUGCUGGGCCUGGAGCAGAAGGGAAGCACCCCGACGGCCGGUCUGUCGGGUGGACAGAAAAAGCGGCUUGCGAUCGCCCUGGAGAUGAUUAGCAAUCCACCGAUUCUGUUCCUGGACGAACCGACCACCGGUCUGGACAGUUCGUCCUGCUCGCAGUGCAUUUCAUUGCUCAAGAGGUUGGCCCAGGACGGGCGGACCAUCGUCUGUACGAUUCACACACCGAGUGCGCUGCUGUUCGAGAUGUUCGAUAAGCUCUACACGGUAACGCAAGGACACUGUUUUUACCAGGGACCGGUACGGGAGCUGCUGCCAUUUUUGUCCGGACUGGGUUACAAUUGUCCCAGUUAUCACAAUCCGGCGGAUUUUAUGAUGGAAAUCGCCGUCGGUGAGUACGGAGCCGACGUGGGGAAAGUGAUCAAGGCUGCACUAAAAAAGUACUACGAAAUGAGCAGUGAGUGCAUUAAGCUCGAUCCCAUCUUUGACGAUAAUGUGAAAACGAUAAGUUACGACCUUUCCACGGUCGACCUGAGGAGCAGCACCGCGGCCACCGGUGGCAAGGCAGAGGAACUGCUGCAACUAAAGGAACAAGCCGCGGCGGCAGAGGGCGGACCCGGAAAUCUAGGGGACUUGUUGGCCGCAGACAACGUGCUCUGUCCGGAGAUCAUCGAUAAUACCGAGCCGGCGUCGCUGGUGAUGCAGUUUUUGCUACUACUUUACCGGAAUCUCCUCCAGCUCAGGCGGAAUUAUUUUCUGCUUUUUAUUCGGGUGUUCGCGCACGCUUCGGUGGCAACCCUGUUCGGUUACAUCUACCAGGGCGUCGGACCGAAUGCCAACCAGGUACUGGCCAACUACGUCUACCUUUACGGUUCGAUGCUGAUGAUGGUCUAUACAGGGAAAAUGGCAGUAGUAUUAUCAUUCCAAGUCGAAAUGGAAUCACUCACAAGGGAACAUUUCAACCGGUGGUACAAACUAGGGCCGUACUUCCUAUCGAUUCUGGUCAUUGAAAUACCAGUACAGAUCGCCUGCUCGAUGAUUUACGUCGUGAUUAGCUACUACCUGACGGGUAAUUACCACACCUUCGAGCGGUUCCUGCUGUUCGCGUUGUUCUGCGUGGCCGGUUCCAUUUCCGCACAGGCCUGGGGAUUCUUCAUCGGAGCCACGCUGUCGGUGAAGCUGGCCGUCUUCAUCGGUCCCAUACUGGCGGUACUGUUCUCCGUAUUUGGCUUUUGCACCCGCUACGUGGACAUCACGCCACUGUUCAAGUGGAUGUGGCACAUCAGCUACUAUCGGGCCAGCUUUCACGGCAUCCUGAACUCCGUCUACGGCAUGAACCGGGAGGAUCUGUACUGUCCGGAAACGCAAAUCUACUGUCACUUCAAGAAUCCGGUUCUAUUCCAGAAGGACAUGGACAUCGAACACGUGGACAUGGAGCAGAACUUCCUGCUGAUCGUGUCGAUUGUGAUCACGAUGUACAUCGGAACCAUCUUCGUGCUGUGGUACAAACUGAACAAGCGGUAACAGGUUUUUAAAGCAGUUCGGCUUAAAUGAAUCGUCCGGAACGAUUACGUAGUGCAAUGUACUUUAAAGUUACCAUUUCGAGUACUGAAGCAACUAAUCCAACUCUCUUCUAGAUAGUUUAAGCCGAUUGAAUUUAAUAUUUUCAAUUAGUCCUCAUCCUACCUUAUCUUCGCCGCUUAUUAGAAAAAUAAGUGCGCGAGUCUCUUACCAUUCGACUUAAACUUUUAACAUUCUGAUAUUUUAUAUUGAAGGAGCGUAGCACCCUUUUUCAGAUGAAGUAUUUCUGCAGAAACUCAGAUCUUAAGUUCAUUGUUCAUUUAAAAGCUAACGUAAUCAUCAAAUCAUUUCAAACAUUCACUUACACUCGGAUGAAACAUUCGCGAGUGUCCAAACAAGCAAAAGCGCAAACGUCUGUGAUUACACGAAAUAGCCCAUUCUGGUAGAUGUAAGCAAAUCAUAUUCAUACACCUUCGUAUUAACUGGUAAGUUCCCACCUGCGCGAGGAAUCUUAAUCCAUCUAUAGAUUUAAGUUUUGUACCACCAGUAGGACCCAGUCGGAAACAGAAGCCAAUCUCUUCUCUUUUUUCGCGCGAAAGGUAAUGUGUGUUACGAAUAAUUUUAUUUAUUAGACAUCAGCGCUGAUUUUCAAUUA